AUGUUUGUCAAAAGGAGAACCCUGAUGAACAAGAUCCCUCCUUUGACCCAGUCUCAGACACCCAUAGAAACACAGAGCAAGAGUAUGGACAUAAAGGCAUGACAUAUCUCAAACACAGGAGGCUGCUGAGGGGAGGACGGCUCAUAAUAAUGGUCGUCCUCCCCAAUUAAGGUGCCACCAACCUUCUGUGAUCUCAAAGUAAAGGUAAGCAGCCUAACUCGUCAACACUGUGCAAGCCCAGUUACAAGGCCCAGAGUUAUUGUUAAAAUGAUACUAAAUGAGCAAGAGGAUGGACAUAAAGGCAUGACAUAUCUCAAAGUAAAGGUAAGUAGCCUAACUCCUCAACACUGCACAGUCCAAGCCCCAGAGUUAUGUUGGAAUGAUACUGAAUUAAUAAUGGGAUGAAUUGGUGCCUGAAUUGGUGCCUCUAGGGCAAUUCAAAAGGCUGAUUGAAGACCUUUUUACUGAAGAAUGUCUGUUUUUAAUGAUUGUGUUUUGUUUUGCAUGUAUUGAUGUGAAUAUUGAUGUGCAUAUUGAUGUAUAUAGUGGAUAUAGAUGUGUAUUGAUGUAUGUACAGGGCUCAUCUGUAAAAGAGACCUUGGUCUCAGCAUGACUCCUUGUAAAAAUAAAUGUUAAAUAAAAGUAAAUGUUCUCUGUGUCAGGUGCUACCUUCACCAGUCCCAGUCAAAGAGAAGGAAACAUGCUCCCUUCUGCCAGUAAAUGAAGAGGAAGUUGCCUUAAUUACAGUGAAGGAAGAAGAGAAUGAAGACUGGUUGAAGUCAGAAGAUGAGGAUGUUGUGAAAGUGUCAGUGCCUUGGGAGCCAUUGGAGACAUCGCCAUCAUCAUCAUCAUGCUCAGAUACAGAUGAUACAGAAGACAGUGAGAUGGAAAGUGAUAAUGUGCGGGUGAGUUUAAGCAUUUAAUAAUAGACUGAGUGAAAUAAAACACUUUGAGAUUUUUUGUAGAUUUAGGUUGAUGCGAAUUAUCUCUUUAGUUUUGCCUUUGUCAAUGGGCCUCAUAACAAUAGUUUAUGGAUGCAUUGGAAAAUGUCAUGUUUUUUCUCUGAUAGCACAUGGACAUAAAAUCCCUCAGUGGAAAAAGGCCAAGAGCUGCUUAGGCCAUUCUACCACUGGUCCCCCAGUCAGAGAUGGAGGACCUAAAUGACUCAGAAGAUUAUGAGCUACAGUACAUUCCAAAACCAGGAUAUCAGGAAGACGAGUCCCCUUCUGAACUGACAGACAGAAAUGCUUCCCCAUACCCUGAAACUGCAGUCUCCCAAGAGAAAGAAGAGAAAAGGCAGAAACACAAUUCUAGUGUUUCAUACAUACACACACAACCACAAUCUUGACACAUUUGUAAGCCCUUGUAAAUCUAGCUCCUUGAAAUCACAGCCAAGACAGGCGCUUUGGAAGAAGACAGACAUUGAUCCCUUCCAGGUUCCAGAUCCAGUGUUUGUGGCACUAGUGUGUUCAAUCCCCCUAUGAAUAUUUCAACAUGUUUUUCACUGAUCAGGUGAUUGCACACAUUGUUGAGGAGACAAACAUUUACUCGGUUCAACAGGACUGGAUCUGCAAUCAACACAAACCCUGGAGCGAUUUUAUGAUUUCUUGUAGGCUACAGUAUAUGCUUCUCUACAUGGGUGUUUUUGACUUUCCAACCUUUGUGGACUACUGGCAUUCUGACUCUCGCUUCCCACCCUAG
Messenger RNA from Coregonus sp. 'balchen', 1701 nucleotides. NCBI's taxonomy places the organism in Eukaryota, Metazoa, Chordata, Actinopteri, Salmoniformes, Salmonidae. The record is from the annotation of a GenBank genome assembly.